UUUGUACAAAUAAGUAUUGAAAUUUCCACAACGGAUUAUCUAAAUUUUGUAAUAGUUUUAUAAUAGUUUAUACGUGUAUAAUAGUCUAUCGUCAUUUUGCAACGCGGUAAUAAUUUCACAACAUACUGAUAGGCUCAAUGAGAUGCUGAAAUGACGGUAACUAUGAAUAUGACAACCGUUUGAAGCAACUAAAUGACAGUUCGAGUAAAACCGUGGCACAUCCGCACAAGGACUGACAUUUUGUAAAAUUUAUUAUUUCCGGUUAUCAUGUUGCUUCUUACGCGACGAUGAAUUUUCCCGGCGCAAGAUAAUCAUGAAACUUUUCCUCCGUCUGCUGUGUGCCGCAGUUAUUUUUCGUACGCUUUAACCCGAGCUUAUUAUCGUAACGCGUGGUAGAAGAGAGUGUCGCAUUACAAUAUACAAUAACGCCAUUACAGUAUUAUCAGCUUACUACGUAAUAAUGUAACGUGCACCGGGAAAACAGGCGCGUCGCAGAACAUCGUGUUAUAUAAUGUAAAAGAUAUUUCAACGUGGCGCGAUGUGCUCGACUCCUACGAGUCAGUUUUUUAACUUCGAGAGCAAUUUGCAUUCUAAAAAUAGAGCUGAAAUGAGUUUACGUGGAAAUUUUUCGUAUCUCUGUAUGCAUAUUUAAAAACUUUCAGCGUAAGACACACAUAUAUACAUGUAUCGCGUCGCGUUGGACUCGAGCGAGUUAACGCUGCAACGUCGUUGUAUCGGAAGUGUUGCUUCGACCUUUUUCGAGUCCCAUGCCCACGCGGAACAUCGUCGGUCGACGUUCUCCUCGAGAGAGAGAGAGGAAUGGCUCCGUCGUUGAUGCCUCUGUCGUUGCGCCGCCGCCGUGUCGAUUGCGCAAUCAAUUUUCCUCCGAGAAACGUCGCAUGGUCAGCUGGCAUCAUUAAAUUAUGUGCCAGUGUUUACACCGAAGCAACACGUGAAACGACUCCUCCGUCGCCGCCUCCGACAUCCGCUCCGCGCGGUACUACGCCACCCCCAGUGAGAGAGUCGAGCCACCCCCUCGGCUCUUGCCCGGAUCCAGCGGAAUGUACUUAAACGACAGGAAGGUGCACGCGUCGAUUGGUCGGGCGAACCCCGGGUCGAUGGUGAGAGGGGCGCCGGGUCUUUCGCGAGGCUCGUAGUGCCGCUCUGACCACCGUCGCGGCUGGGUUUACUCGUCGUCGCCCUUAACUUGGUAAGACCGCCGCGAUCGCCCGUAAAGAUCUAUCGAUAUCCACGUACGCACGACCGAUCCCGGGAUCCUGGAUCUCGCCCCGUGAUCGAUCGCGCGAUUCCGGCCGGCGAGCUGGCGGCUAAAUUUUAACCGCGCACGAACGAUCGCGCGGAACGAUCGCGAUGGAGCGAUCGCGGUGGUGCGACGUGUUGUAGUUAUAAAGGGCGCCUGCCGUGUACGUGCCAUAGGUGCAGCGGACGGAUCGUUCGCGGGGUCGUUACACCGAACGAGGAGCCGACGGUGCCGGCGGUGCGGUGCGUGUGCAACAACGAGCCAGCGAGGGAUCGGCGAGGAGUAUAGCGGGUAGGCAGUAGUGGUAGUACAUCGCGCGGGGUGGUGUGCCUGCCAGCGACUCCAGCGAGUGGAUCGCAGUCGGACCGUGAAUGCGGCCGUGUUAACAAACCCCCGGGAUCAACAUCGCCUCGCUCGCGGCCGACAAUUCUACGGUAGGGCAGAGAUGAGGCGACAGUCGUACUGUCCGAGCUCAAGCGGAAACGGCGUCGGCGAGCCGCUGAUUGUCGUCGAGGAAAGCACGCUGGGCGAGGAAGAAGCGGAUCGCUGCCGCGCGGAAUCGCCGCCGCGAUGCGUCGACCCAGACUCGCCGUCCUUGAAUCCCUAUCUGCUGUCGCCGUGGAGGGACGCCAGGAAGCACUCCUUGCCGACGCCGCAGUGCACAUCCGGGAUAACCGCAUCCCAGGUGCGACGGCUGAGCGAGCGCGGCGGAGAAGGUUCCGGUCCAUCAGCGAGGGAGGCUGCUUUCCUGGCGACGCUCUCGCAGACACCGGCACCGCAGUCCGGUGGCCGACGGCAUUCCGUCGUCACGAUCUCCAGGGUGCCAACCACCCUGUUCGGGCGCAAUCGUCGCGAGUCCAUCGCCGCGUUUCCUAUGGGAGGCGCAACCAGGAUAUUACAGAGCCGACGGGACUCGUCCACCGGGUUGACCGGUCCGCCCAGCAACAGCGGGAGCACGCACAAUUUGCAGCUCGACAUUAUGGAUGACAUCGCCGAGAUCAAGGCCAGAAAGGUCCGUUUAAAGAUGUACAAGACACCGUCUCGCGAGCGCGUAUGCGAGAUUCAACCCCUGGAGGGCAACGGCUCCGCGACGCAGAAAUACAUACAGCAUCAGAAGCGCCGGUUCUCCGAGUUCUCGGCGUCGGUCGCGGCGUCGACGUCGGCCCUGCGUAGACGCGCGUCCGAGAUGACGAGGCCGCUCUCCGAGAUCGAGAUACCCGGCACGAGUGCGAUGGCGGCUGGUAUCACGUGCUCCAACACGGACCUGAUAUCUAUCCUGAGCUCCCUGACGUCAUCCGCUACCGAGAUAAACACGUGCGGCACGUCGGACGCGUCGAGCGCGAGGGACGAGCAGAAAUCGAGUUGGUCCUCCAAAACGGCGGAGCAGAGGCGCAGCCGGCUCAAGAGCUCUCGGUCCAACAGCUUCGACGUCUCUAUCCUGCACAGCACCAAGAGCAAGACGCCAACCAGCAGCGGCAAGAGCACCAUCGGCACGUUCAUAGCGCCGAGCAGCUGGUUCGCCAAGAGGCAUCAGCCGAUCUCGAAGAAGAGCCGAUACGAUGAGGAAAGCGCGACGACGUUCAAGCUCGACAAGUCGAGGGUGGUCAAGACUGUCAAGGACACGCUCUCGAAGAACGUGAAUUCAAAGCACAAGGUAAUCUGGGACGACAGCAGCGGUACCAAGGUGGACGCUCAGGUGCUCGGUAAUGCCAUCGAGAAGAUCCUCACUUCGGGCCACCGAGGAAGCGACGCGGAGGCGUCGGGCAGCUCAUCCGGAAAGCCAUCCGUGUCGCCGAACAAGUCGCGCACCAGCAAGGUCGCCAGUUGGUUCACGAGCGGGAACAAGGAGCAGGAGCAACCGGACUGCGACUCGAUCUGUUCCACCCUCAAGGACCUCUUCGUCAAGUAGUGCAUCACCGCCGGACCGUCUCCCGCGUCGAUUCGUAUGUUUCGUUUGUAAACAAGAUCUACUGAAUUGACAGGACGAGUUAUUUGCUGCACUGCCGCUGUUUAUUUAUUUUAUUUCUUUUUCGCCGAAUGAGUUCCACAUCCGAGCUAACUCCGGCGCAAAUCCGAAGAGAUCUGCUGGAAUAGUUCUCUUGUUUAUCCUCUUGAAUUGAGUAAGGUUCGAGACUGCGAGAGAGAUCGGGAAGCGAGAGAGAAACGCAGAGAGAAAAAGAUCAAAGCGCUGCGGAAGAUUACAGGUUUGAUCGAAGACUGUUGCUAUUUUUCUCCUGUCUCUCUUACGCAUUUCUUCACACGAUGAAAUAAUUCAAGACAAUCUCGCGUGCAUCUAUCUUUCACAGAGCACGCUCGAAUAUCCGAUGUUCCUUCUCAUCCUCGAAGGAGAUUUUGAAUAUUUAUUUUAUCAUAUCCUGGAGAUUGGUAAUGAAUCCGUCAAAAAUAUUAUUGAAUUUGUGAGGCUUCCCCGUCGACACGAAAUUUCGUUUAUGACCUUACACGAUAUUUUGCUUAUGUAGUAAAGACAGCCAUCAACACGUUCGGUUCAUUUGGUAACAUUUAAUGAAUAUUAAAUUCGUGAUUUCAUUUAUAUCGCAAAAAAUUGAUAUCUCGUUGAAUACGGCAAUUUAUGAAGAGCCGAAGGUCUUUGCCAAUACAUUUGCGCAAAGAUAAGAGCAAGCGUAAAAUGUAGUCCGUAAACGUUGAGUACGAUAUUUACGGGACUAUUUUCGCUCUCUUAUCCUUCGUUUAUUUCGAUUAUCCUAUACAUCUUCCGCGGUCGAUUGCACUCAUGAUCGCCGCGAGAUGAUAGAUAACGCGAUCUGUCCUUGUCCACCCUGAACGAAAACACAAUUACGCACAGAUAAUAUAUAUACAUAUAUAUACACACGCGACAUAUUAUUUCAAUAGUGCAGACAUCGAGAAGAAAUCGAUUAUAAAACUAUUUUCAUAAGAAACAAUUAUUUUUAGUAAUGUGUCAUUUUUAAGUUGUCGUCGAGCGGACGAUGUUACGUUGGCGCGAAGGAAUCCUAGGAAUAAAAUUAUGACAUAAGAGAGCAUUCUGCACUGCGUAUUUCUCGUAUAUUAACGCAGGAUAAUCAUAAACGUUAAUCUAAUCCUUUGCUGGCCAAAGGAGAUUCGCACGUUAUAACUCUAGUAGAUAAUAUAUUCUGAAGGGAGGCGCACACACACACACACACACGCACACACACACACACACACACACACACACACACACACACACACACACACACACACACACACACACACACACACACACACACACAAAGGAAGUGGCGGCUGGACCGGUUAACUGCGCGAGGAGGGUAAUUUUAUCUGUCGUCCUUCUUCCUGUUUCAACGGUCGGACUUGUAUCCGUUUUCGGUCGACGUUUCCUCGACCACCAUUUCGACCGCACGAACCACGCCAUACUGAUAGAAGUAUACAGAUAUGUGUGGUCGUAGAGAUAUGUGUGUAAAAAUCGUCGUGUACAUUUAAUAAACGAUGUACAGCAACAUUAUACACGGGAUAUAUGCGCGUACGUUACGUGCGUGUAUGCACAUUACGUUUCAAGCAGAAAACAUAUUCACGUGGCAACCUCUCGGGGAUUAUAUGUUUCAAAGGAACAUGCGAUCGCGAGUAAGAUGGGAAUUAAUUAAACAUCUGACGGAGCCACAAACGAAAACUGAUGAAUGAGACUGUGGUCCUGAAAAUGCAUUUUUCAUGUCUAUUUCAUUCCUCGAUCGUGCUUGCGCUUGAUAAUAUUCUGUUCCUAAAUUUUACAUGGUAAAAUAGAGAGAAUAUGUUAUAUUAUUUUUCUAUAUAUUUAUGCUCUUUCCAUGUAGCUACACAUUUUCAUUCUCAAAGGGAAUUCUCCAAAUUAUUUCUUUCUGGAGUUUUAUAUUAUCCGACACAAUAGUUAAAUGCUAAAUAUAAUUUUAUCAUAGAGUUAUGAUUAUCUCUUAUGAUUAUGUAUAAUUAACGUUAUUGAUUUCGCUUAGCGGUGUGAUUAGAAUGUGAUUAUAUAGAAUGACAAUAGAUAAUACAGUUCGUAAUCUUCAUGCUGCUUUAUUAAAAAUUUGAAACAGUCUCUUCGAUUCAUAUUAAAUUAAUAGCUUCAGAAUGUAAUAUGAGUGUGAACUUUAUGUGUUGUCGUUUUAGAUAACUACAAUCGUAAAAAUUUAUUUGAAAAUUUACGAUAAAAAGUACGUUUAAACGAAACGGUGUGACUUAUAGAUUACGCAUUAUUUCGAUACAUACACGUCUCUUGAUAUAUCAAUGUUAUAAGAAAUGUUCCAAAGAUAAUAAUCGUUGUUAUUGAGAAUUUUGAAAUCUAUACGGAACUGAUUGCGUAAUGUGAUUACCUUGAUCUGUAUGAACAUCAGAACUUAUUUAUGGGAAAAAAAAACAUACGAUGUGAGUAGAGAGUAAAAAUACUUAAAUGUUCUUCGAUUGAUAAUCAGAGUCUAUAUAAAUCCGCGUAAGUCUAUAGUUUUUCUUUACAUCAUAAAAAUUAUAUUGGACGAGUAGAAGCAGCGUUAAACAAAUCUAAAACAAAGACGGAAGUACAAAUACUAAACGAACGAUUAAAAGACCAAAAGCGUGUUAUUUUGUCUCACUGGAUUGAGUAAUAAUUCGAAUAAGUAAUUUCUGACGCAAAUAGCAAGUCGUCUUUCUCCGAAUACCAUAAAUCCCAACCCUUAAUCUUCUCAACGAUUCUAAAAUCAAAUAUUAAUCAAAUUGAGAAGAAUGAAGAAAAUUACUUGUUAUUUGCGUUAGAAGAGUCAUAUAUAUUUAACACUGUCAAUCCCCACGAAUGAUUUUUUACUUAGAUAGUGAAUAUAUUAGGUUAUUUACGAAAUAAAGAGGACCUUCUAUUUUCGAUAUUUCUGGUAUAAUAAAAGAUAAUAUCACGAUACUUUGAAGUGUUAUUCAAUAGUCUCCGUUGUUAUCGAUAAUACGGUCUUAGACCGGUAUUCAUAAUCGAUUCUUAUAUUUAAGAUCGUCUUAAGUAUCACUUUAAGAUGCCAUCAACCAAUCAGCGAGUUGUAUUAGCAUCUUAAGACGUUGCUUAAGACAAUCUUGAAAUAAGAAUCGACUAUGAAUACCGGCCCUAGAUUGUUGGUAGUUUACUAACACCAUUAAGAGUUCCAUUUUCAUUCAAGAGAGAAUUAAAAGAUACUAUUGUAUUUUGUAAAUGACCUAAUAUUUUCACUUAAAUUUAAUAAUGGUAGCAAUAUGAAAAUAAUUUAUGAAAUUAGUUGACAAAUUAUCCCAGUUAUAAAUUUUUAUGGGCGUUGUGUUCAAAAAUUGUGGAGGGAUAAAAUCUGUUUGCAUAUCGUUUAGAUUAGCGCACAUCCCGUUUGUAUGUUACUUAGAUUAUCGAAAAGUGUCCUAAGAUUGUAAAUAGUACUGGUGCUGUAUGUUCUAUCAAUGUUCUCGCAGCAAAUUGAUAAAACAUGAAUAUGAACAAAGUAAAAUAUACGUUGAUCGUAAAUGUUGCAAAA
Solenopsis invicta (red fire ant) is the source of this 6729-nucleotide messenger RNA. RefSeq lists its product as uncharacterized. Lineage: Eukaryota; Metazoa; Arthropoda; Insecta; Hymenoptera; Formicidae. Bases 1707 to 3170 code for a protein of 487 amino acids. The transcript is spliced from 5 exons. The record is from RefSeq and is a predicted model, not a curated record.